CGCCAGUCGGACGCGGCGCGCCGCGCAGCCCGCACGCGAUGCGCGCCCUAUAGCGUAUUAUGUUCCUCCCCGACCUCCCGCGAGCCUGCAUGGUGGACGACGUAGCGACGUACCUGCAAGCGCCCUCCUCGGGACAGGACGAGUUCCAUCCGUUCAUAGAGGCCCUGAUGCCUUUUGUAAAGUCCUUUUCGUACACGUGGUUCAAUUUACAAGCGGCCAAAAGGAAAUAUUACAAAAAACACGAAAAACGGAUGAGUCUUGAGGAGGAGCGACACACGAAGUAUGAAUUACAGAACGAAAAAGCAGAAGUGAAACAGAAAUGGGCAUCGCGUCUGCUCGGGAAGCUAAGGAAGGAUAUAACGCAGGACUGUCGAGAGGACUUCGUGCUCAGCAUCACGGGAAAGCGGCCGGCCGUGUGCGUGCUCUCCAACCCGGACCAGAAGGGGAAGAUGCGGAGGAUAGACUGCUUGAGACAAGCUGAUAAGGUGUGGCGUCUAGACCUGGUAAUGGUGAUAUUGUUCAAAGCGAUACCGCUAGAGAGCACAGACGGGGAACGCUUAGAGAAGCACCCGGAGUGCACACAGCCGGGACUGUGCGUCAACCCCUACCACAUCAACGUCUCUGUGCGCGAACUUGACUUGUACCUCGCGAACUUCAUCAACAGCUAUGAUAUCCUAAGCGGGUCUCUCUCGCCACACCCCACUAGGGACAAAGAGAAUGAACACGAGGCUAAGAACAAAGGCUAUACCCAUAAUCCAUACAACGGUGUUAUUUGCAACGAUAUCAUUUUAGCGACCGGUGUCUUCUCUUCGAAGGAACUUUGGAAGUUAUCUAAAGCGUCCAUCCUGCAAGAGUCGGGCUCGGAGUCCCCGGGCGGCGCGGGCGGCGGCAUCAAGCUGGAGUCCUCGUACUACGGCUACGCGAGCCCCGCGCCGCCCGCCUUCGAGCCGCCCGCCGACCGCGCCACGCCCUCCGCCAUGCUGGUCUCGCAGUGCUUUAGCAUCCCGCACAGCUCAGCGGCGCCGCUCGUGCCCGCCAACACCAUCUUCUACCAGCACGCGCCGCCCGCCGACACGCACCCCACCGCGUCGGAGGCGCUGGGCGUGGCGCACGGCAAGUACGAGGGCGCGCAGGACUCGCUCGGGGACUUCGUCACCUUCGUGUGCCAGGAGCCGUCCGCCGACGUACAGCAGCUACAGGUUCAUAGUCUAUCGAGGAGCCCUAAGCCGGCGUACUUCAGCAGUUCGAUGCUCCCUCCACCACCUUUACCCCCAAUGGCGAGACCGGUCACUAUUAUUAGAUCUACAGCGAGCGAGGUGGGCGUGGGCGUGGGCGUGGGCGGCGGCGGCGUGGGCGUGGGCUCGCCCGCGUCCCCGGAGCUGCGCUCGCCGCCCGCGUCUCCGCGCCGCCGCUCGCCGCACUACCGCGACUGCCCGCCGCCGCUCUCGCACUACAACCACUACCACGCGCAGCCGCAGCAGUCGGACAGCGUUAAAAAAGCCCACGGCCAAACUCCCGACGCCUGGCGACCCGCGGGGGCUCCAGAGGGUUACGUCAGACUCCUACUGACUAAAAGCCAGCACGUAUCCGCUCCUGCGCAGGUGUUCAGCUACGGGCCGGCGGGCGGCUCGCCGCCGGGCGGGCUGGGCCUGUACGCGCCGCGCCCGCCGCCGCGCGCGCCGCACAGGUGGAACGCUCCAUUCCCAACGCUAGAGGAAGAAUUUAAUAUAAUGACUGCACCUACGGGACCUGACCACGUCGUACUUUUAGACGAUGAACGAUUCUUCCAAUCCAACGUGAUAACGUCUGAUGCGACCGCCAUGGACACGGGCGCGAGCGUUGGACAGGCGGUGGGCGUUGAAACGACUGAAGACAUCGCGCCCGACAAGCCGGCACCUGACUUGCGCUCGCCGUGACCACCCGCGUCCACGUCCGGCGAGCCCGAUGGUGCGGACGCGACUGUGCUCCGGUGGACUCCCGCGCCGUUGCCUCACUGGCGCCCAGUGACGCAUCGGACUGUUUGAAUUGCGUUCGAAAUUCAAAUGUUCAUUCUUUUCGUUUGACAAUAAUUUUCUACGUCCAGCGCUGGCUGAUUAUAAAUUUGAAAGUGGAACGAGGCUAGUGUAAAUAUGGCGUCGGCGAAGGUUGUAGUCGAAUUUUGAAAUCGCAUUCUAUCGGCUGUCGGUGUUCAGCGCGGUGACGUUGUAGCGACGUCCCGCGUGACGGAUACCACGGCCGAUGUGAGUUUUAUUUGUUCAUAGGUGAUGCGUGAAGCAAUACUCCAAUGAUAAAUAUGUAAAAAAUAUGAUGUUACGGAAAAUAAAAACAACAUAUUAUAUUCUAAUAUUUUUAUAGAAUAUAAAUCGAGUAUGAUAUGAUCAAGCCUUCCAGUAAUUUAGUGAAAUAAAAAAAAUAUUAAUGAUAAUUCAGCUUAUAAAUUAUUAUUUUGCUGACCUAUAAGGCAGUUAGAAGCGAUACGAAACCAUAUGCUUCCAAUACUAGCGUCAGAACAGGUUUCGAUUGACGAAAGUGUGAUAUUAUAAGUUGUUUUUUGUUUCGUUGUUGUGCGUUUUGUAUUGAAAAUAAAAUAAAUAGAAUAAGCGUAUAUAGUUUACAGAGAUUUUUUUAACUUAUUUAACGAAUAUAUAAGAAAGACGAGCCUUGCUUAUGAGAUUAGUUUAGUUGUAUAAUUAGAAGCCAAGUGCUGAUCAAUUUUAUUGUUGCGCUUUCGAUACGAAAUUUCAAUAAAACAUUUAAAUAAAUGGGUUAAAACUAGGUACGAAAGAAAGUUAUACGAGUAUAUUAUUAGAACUCAUCUUAUUUUACGGUUUAUAUUUAUACGUAACGGUUAAUAAUAAUUAAUUAGUUACAGCGAUGAUUGAUCAUUAAAAUUUGUAUAAAAGUUAAAGUGAUAAGGUCGCCUUAUGUUGUCAAUUAUGAAAGUUCGAAUCGAAAGGCAAUAAUAGUUGAAGUUUGUAGUUCGACAGUUGUCGAGAACAUUUUAUAGGUGCCUUUUAUAAAAAAAAAAACGUAUAUAACGACAUAGGAACUUUUAAAUUGUACUUUUUUUUUAUUAAUCCACCCACUUAUACCUACCGUGGACUCAUUCUUAACGUAUUUUGUAGCCAAAGAGUACCAAAGUAAUGACAGUAUACUUUUUGGUUCCAAAAUAUUAAAUUUUAUUUCUUUCAUUACACAUUAUUUAGCAAUCCGUGGCCAUACGUGAAAAGCUAGUCAUUAGAGUAACAAUGUAAAUUUAUUGUACUUAAAAAUAAAGAAUAUUUACAUUUAAUAUAACCCCUUACGUUUAUUAGUAAGGGUUGAAAAACUAAAUUUGUGGCCAAAUUACACUUAAUGAGAUCCAAAUAUAUAUACACGAUUUUUUAAUAGAUUUAGAAUUAUAAGUGUGGCAUGAUUAAGUUGAGUUUUGUAUUUUAAGUUACAAGUUUACGAUCGAAUGUACUUAAGUAAUAUAUUUGAUUGAUUCUUCUGCAAGAUAAAACAAAAUAAGACUAACUUGUACCAUCUGUAAGCUAUUUUGUUUUUGCAGAAGAAUAUUUAAAGCAUAAUAAAACAAAUCGACAUCAUUUCAAUGUUAUAUCGUAUGGUCUUUUGACGUUUUAAAUUUUUUUUCCUCAAUCUUUACGUGCCAUUGUUUUAGGUCAAAAAGCCAUUUGUUUAUUUAUUUCCGUUGCACUAUCGAUAAAAAAUAUGUAUGUAGGGAAUAGUAUAGGAAACGUAGCAAUAAAUGACAAGCAAUAAAUUAAAAAAAAGUAAUAUUAUAAUAAAUACAGCUUUAGUGAAGCUAGAGAUUGGUACUGAUCUAGAAUCCAGUUAUCGUAAAACUUGCGAUAUUUUUUUCUAUAGAUAAUAUGCCGAAGAACUGAGUUCUCGAUACACUAAAGCCGCGUUCCUAUAUUCAGAAAACGAUUUGUUUUGCUCACUAAAUUUCGAAUAUAACAUAUUCGUAUUUUUUAAAUUUCGAAUGCGAGAUGCUCGAAUUAUUUAAAUUUAGAACACUAAAUGUUCGAAAGUUUACGGUUAGCGAACAAAACGAAUCGUUUCUAAAUAUAGGAACCGGCAUAGUAAACUUUGAAGCGGUCUGGUACAAUACUUAGCUAUUUCACAGAAAAAAGUAAAUAUAGAUAUAUAAAUAUGCAAAUAUAGUACGACUAGGCGGACGGCGGAAAUUAGUCAAUUGCUAGCUAUAGACAUUAGAGGAUAUAGUACAGACAAAUUAAAUAGUAAACGACACUUAAGGCUUUUGAAUACAUUGGGACGACCGACACGAUUACGUCGUAUUAUAACCGACAAAUGGUGAUGAAUUUAAAAGCUAAUUGGUGCAGAAAAUUCUAGACUGUGAUUAAAUUGUUCAUUCUGGACGUGUCUUAUAUUGAAAUAGUUUUGUAUGAUUGGCGGUAAACGAUCGAGAACGGAGACGUUGUUGAAGACAUGUUGUAUGAAAUGCAUUUGUUAUGACAAACUUAGACAAGUUUAAACAUAAAGAUAUGUAAAAGGUUUUUUAUUGACAGCGUCAGUAGACUCAGUAGUGUUUUUUAUUAAUAGCUUUGCAAUAGAUGAUGUGCUUGCGACAGAAACGCGAUCUAACUGCCGCGAGCGAUUAUUCGGAGCGAUUAUCGCGCAUCUGUCGCGACAUAUUUUUGAUUUGACGUUCGUUUAGCACCAUUGUUACGAUAUGGAAUAAUAAUUGAAAGCCUAAACAUUAUGUGCCUUAGAUACAACAAUAUUGUAUAUUUAUGAUGCGUUCUAUACAACGUGCUAACUAGAAAUAAAUAAUUAUUGUUAUUUUUAAAUAAAAAGCCUCGUCCUUUAACUUCGUUGUUAGAAUUGUUUUACGCGAAGGCUUGUCUAUGGAUCUCCUAUUAUUAUUUUUUCGUCCCAAACAUGGCUAAUUUAAAAAAAAAUCUACCUAAAAAGGUAUUCGUCUUGUUUCUAUCCUUCCGUAUCCCGUCGGUAUCUACUCGUAUACUUCCAAAUUGAUCCGAACCGGGUAUUCGGGACCGGAUAUCCGGUUUAUUGAUUUCGAUUUUCGAAACCAGAUUAUAACUUUUAAUCCUCAUCUAAUAAUUAUUGUACGAUUAAGUAAAGCUUCUACGCGUAGUUUCGCUGGUAUAUAAAAUACUUCUAAUAUAUUACAUAUAAUUUUAGUACUUACAUACAUUAUACCUACUUACGUACCAUUAUGUAAUUUACUGUCAUGUAUAUCUUACUCUACGCGAAGCUUAGGCUCGCUGUUGAUUUGUGAGAAAGUAGCUGAACCUUCAAUUCUGGCGUCGCUUCUUAUCGUUAAUAAUCGACCGCAUUAUGUCAUUUUGUAAUUUAUUUUCAUCCUAAUUAUAUUUAUAUAUAAAUGUAUGAUGUAACUAAAAUCCGUCUUAACUAAGUUUCUUUGGAUUACUUAAUUGAAAUAACAUACGGAACUAAAUUGUAAUUGUAAAGAUAAAUUAUUAAUCAAUAGAAAAUUUAACUCAUAGUUACGAUUUAUUUAGUUCGUCGGAAGCGAUUUUCGAUUUUUUUUUAUUAAAUUAAUUUAGCGAAUUUAUUAAUUAAUUUUUUAGUAACGAUUGUGUCCAUGACCAUGAUUGUCUGUAAAUAUCUUCCGAAGUGUAAUUUAUAUAAUUUUUCUAUUUGUACAAUUAAGCUGUAGUGAACAAUUAAGAGUUACAAUGUCCUCGAAUUAUUUUACAAUUUUUGUCUAGUUUUUUUUAUGUUUUUUUUUGUUUUUGUUUAAAAUGUCAUGUAAAUCAAAUGACACGGCGCUUGUCAGACUGUGAAUUGUAUAAAAAAAACUAAAACCUAAUUAGUAAACGCGUCAUUCGAUUUACAAACUAAUUUUAAAUAAAGGGAUAGACUUGUAAAAAUGUUAUAACGUGUAUUUUUAACCUAUAUAUAGUAAGAUAUUUAUAGAAUUUUAGUCGUUUAAUUAUUUCGAACGACUUGUUAUAAAGAAAAUUGGUGCUUAAAGCUUAAACAAAAUAAGUACGGUACUCGUGUGCCGGUGUGUAUUGUCGACGGUUUGGAGCAUUUGACAUAGCAUGCGUUGUUAUGCUCGAGUUUGGCGCGAAAUCAUUUGUACAUUAAAAAUAAAAUUAUUAUAAAAUUAUAAAA
Messenger RNA from Melitaea cinxia (Glanville fritillary), 6129 nucleotides. It is a transcript of the gene NfI, whose product is annotated as nuclear factor 1 X-type. The coding region runs from base 60 to 1916 and encodes 618 amino acids. NCBI's taxonomy places the organism in Eukaryota, Metazoa, Arthropoda, Insecta, Lepidoptera, Nymphalidae. Gene Ontology annotation, molecular function: RNA polymerase II cis-regulatory region sequence-specific DNA binding; DNA-binding transcription factor activity, RNA polymerase II-specific. The record is from RefSeq and is a predicted model, not a curated record. Gene Ontology annotation, biological process: regulation of transcription by RNA polymerase II. Gene Ontology annotation, cellular component: nucleus. The transcript has 15 exons.